Chondrus crispus (carragheen) is the source of this 522-nucleotide messenger RNA. RefSeq lists its product as hypothetical. NCBI's taxonomy places the organism in Eukaryota, Rhodophyta, Florideophyceae, Gigartinales, Gigartinaceae. Bases 1 to 522 code for a protein of 173 amino acids. The transcript has a single exon. The record is from RefSeq and is a predicted model, not a curated record.
AUGACUCAAAUCCUAACAGAUCGCCUCCUCACUUCUCUGUGCCGUACCUUCGCAAGUCCUCUAGCCUCCAACCUCGCAUCAACAGCUCGGCAAAUACCAUCAAAGAUCUCUGACGACGAGUUUCCUUUAUCAUCACAUUGCCCCAACUGUUGUCGGCAUCACCUCCGGUGUUGGCGCCGGGGGUGUUGGCGCCGGGCUCCUUCUCACUCGGCGGCCGCACUUCCAGCCCGGUCGGAUGGCCGAGUUGCGAAUUUUAGAUAUCCUGCAGCGGCGAGGGAUACAUCCCGGCAUGCGCAUGCACUCCCGCCGCGCGUUACCGCGCGCCCCCAUCCCGAGUCGGCAUGUGUUGGAGCACCUCACCUUCCUACCCAUUCGCACAGUACUAUCAACCUUGUCGGGGCUGUUGAUCGUCGCGGCAUGGGCCACGACAAGAAGCACCAGAAGGACAAUGAAGAUGAGCUUGGACAUUGCGGUUUUGAUGGCAAGAAAGAAGAUGGGAAGAAGCGAUACGGGCGUGGCUAG